Molecule: messenger RNA, 1681 nt
Organism: Asterias rubens (European starfish)
Lineage: Eukaryota; Metazoa; Echinodermata; Asteroidea; Forcipulatida; Asteriidae
Product: solute carrier family 22 member 18-like
Exons: 9
Coding region: 178-1551 (457 amino acids)
Biological process (GO): transmembrane transport
Molecular function (GO): transmembrane transporter activity
Source: RefSeq, a predicted model, not a curated record
AACACGACGAGUACAUUGGAAAGUUAUGUUGUAAAUCAUUCAGGCGUAAAACUUGACUUUGCGCUGGAGAUGAAAGCAGUAGGCCUACAACAGCUGGAUUGUUUCGGAGUCUGACGCCUGUCGAUGACUGUCUGAAAUCUAUGGUCACAAUAGUUCAUGAACAUUUGAACGUUAGAAAUGCCUCAAGAAACAACUGAUCCAGCCAGCCAAUCCACGCUGAGGAAUAGGUCUGCUGAAUCGAGUAAAGGAAUGGGCACAGUGGAAACAGAAACAACUGCAAUGGACACAAACCGCCAGUCGGAUGACAAUGGUAAUCAAGGGGGUAUGUCCCCAUCCCAGAAACAUUCAUCCAUUGAUUUCUCGCAGAAGGCAUCUUCCAACAUCUCAUGGGUGGUCGUGAAGAGGACACUCCAUGUCAACAUCUUUCUCUAUGCGUUUUGUUUCUGGAUCCAGGUCGGAGUCCUACCAUACUUGACAAAGAAACUUGGUAUGGACAUGGUGGUGUAUGGCUACCUACAGACCUUCUAUAACUUUGUGCAGCUAGUUGGAGGGCCAUUCUACGGACGGUUUGGUGACUUGUAUGGUGGGCGAGCUGCUCUGACGUUAGCCUUCGCUAUGGCUGCAGCUAUGUAUGGUCUUCUUGGAAUCGCAACAACAGGGGCUAUUGUGUUCCUGUCUCGUGUUCCUGCUCUCUUCCUUAGUGCAAAUCAUGGUACUCAGAUGGUCAUGUCGGACUUGACAGAUGAAUCUCAGAGAGCAGAGGCGCUUGGACGGAUCAAUUUAUCCUACGGUCUUGGCAUGUCUAUAGGCCCACUGGUAGGGGGCCUUGUCACCAAAUACUACAGUGAGCAGCAUGCUGCCCUGGUAUCCUGCCUGGGUUCCUUGCUCAGUGUAGUGCUCAUACAGAUCUUCAUUCCGUCACAAACCAAACGAGUCGUUCCAGUCAAGACACAGGAGGAAAGUACAAACAGUGGAAUUUUCAACAUGGAAAAAUACAUCAGUCUGGUAACGCAGACACCGGGGGCGCUAUUUUUCCUGACCGUUACCAUGGUUUCAGCAUUGCCCAACGCUAUACUCCAGAGCAUGUUUCCCAUGAUCCUUAUGGAAAGAUUUCACUUAACGGCAGAGUUCAAUGGCUACAUGCUGUCUGGCAUGGCCGUCGUUGGAAUGCUUAUACAGGGGUUUUGCAUGGGACCAUUGACUAAACGCUUCAGUGAUAUGGCACUUCUCAGGGCAUCUGUGGUCAUCUUAAUAGGAUCCUUCGGACUAUUGGCACUAGCUCAGGAUAUUCUCCACCUGAUGGUGGUUAUGCUUCCAUUAACAAUCGGUAACAGUGUGAUCUCUGUCAUCCUAAGUACAGUAAUGACCAAGAUUGUCACAACCACUGAUACAGGUACCAUGUUAGGUUUGGGUUAUGCUGGCGGUUCGUUGGUCAACACGUUUGCGCCGACAAUAGGGGGAGCUCUUCUGGCAGCCUGUGGUUUCUACUCAUUUGGUAUUGUAGGUGUCGUGGUCAAUUGUAUAUUGCUUGCAAUACUGUUCCGUAAUUGAGCAACAGGGUUGUCUUCGUGCACAGUGGCAUGCAUUGUGAGUUUCUUGCUGUUUUGGAGAGGGGCCUUAAAGGCACUGGACUCGGUUGGUUAUUAAAAAAGACCAGUAGUCUCACUUGGUGUAUGCAUAG